AUGUGGAGGAGAAGAGGAGGAGGUGCCAUGGACGUGGAGUUCAGGCUGGCGCAGCAGCUCCACAGGUGCUCUGCGUCGCCGUGCUGGGGGGCGGUAUGCUGGUCUCUGGAGCCAAGCAUUCGCAGGCUGCCGUGUGCUGAUCAACCUCGUCCCCGUUUCUUUCACGCUGAGGCCGUCCUUCGAAAUCCAUUGCGGAGCGGUUUGGGCAUCAUGUUGACCUGCGAACCUCCUGGAGGCUGCAGCAAUGUAAAGGAGGACGUGGCCCGAGAUCUAGGCAAUCCCAUGGUGGAAGAAGACUCAGAGGCCGACGAGUUCGGGCUGCGGAUCCCGUGGUCUGACUGUUCUGCGACGCACUAUUCUGGCGUACUUCCAGGCUUCUUCCUUUCUUCGCUUGACAAGGAAUGUCUGACACUCCAAGCCGUCCUCAGAGUAUGGAUCGCCAAGGAGAAGCACAGGUGA
This is a messenger RNA of Symbiodinium sp. CCMP2592, 459 nucleotides long. The record is from the annotation of a GenBank genome assembly. NCBI's taxonomy places the organism in Eukaryota, Dinophyceae, Suessiales, Symbiodiniaceae.